GCAGAGGGCCGAGCUGGAGGCGGGGGCCGCGCCGCGCAAUGUCCGCGGAGAGGCGGACGCGCCCGGGCCCGAGUGGCGAGGGCAUCAAGUUGUCAUCAGAAGUCAAACUAGUUGUUCCAAAACACGCGGAGGCAACUGUGGCGUGGUCAGAACCCUCAGAAGCAUGUGCCUUUCCUAGGUACUUAACUACAUGCUACCCUCUUGUUCGGGAACCAUCUUUGGAUAAUAUUCUGGGAGAUCCUGCCUUCCGUGAAUACUCCAGCUGCUCUUACUCACCUGAUGUUGUUGCAAAUGCGUAUCCAGUAGCUGGCUCACAGUAUCUCUGUAACAACUCAACACAUUCUAAUGGUUCAGGAAUAGUCAGUGAAUCAGCUGAGCAAACGUAUCUAAUCAGAAAAGAGAGUAAGACUCAUUCAAAGCAGAUGAGACCAAAAGAGAGUGAGAAAAGAACAGACAAGAAAAGGCAUGAUGGAGAUGAGUCUUCUGUCAGAAAUGCGAACAAGACAUCGUACCAGACCUCUGCAUGCAGCAGGGAUCCCAUGAAGCCAGACAAGUUCAAUAACACUACAAACAAGAAAUCAACUCAGACUCCAAAAACAGAGUCUCUUCCUGUACCUGCCUUUGAAACUGCCAUCCUGGAUUUCCACAAGUCACAGAGUUUGGAAAGCAAUGAGAAUGCACAGCAUAGGAGUGGACGCGUGUGUUCAGCGGGAACUAAUAUUUCGUGCCUUAGUCAACCACAGGUGUCUUUUUGGUUGAACACACAGAGUGAUUCCUCUGCAGAAAGCAAAGCUUCAACAAAAACUUCAGAUGAAACAGUAGCCAGCUUAAUUCCCUCUUCAUUUGAUGGUAGAGAUGGCUCUGCUCAGCCAUAUGUGUCUUGGGCCAUGGUGCUUUCACAGCCCCCGAAGAAAAUUGUGUCAUCACCAGUACCUGAAGGUCUUUCCAGAGGCAAAGGCAAGCAGGAUAGUAAAAUGAAGGAGUCAGAAACAAAAAAUGACGCUAGUGAAACUGAGCUUGAAGAAGGGUCAGAAAAGAAGAAAAAAAAGAAGAAAAAGAAGAAAAAAACAAAGUCGCCCACUGAUGUGGAGAAACCUCAAAAUGAAUCUGUUAUAAUACAGGAACCGCCAAGGAUUGAGGAUGCUGAGGAGUUUCCUGAUCUGGCAGCUGCCUCUGAUAGAAGAAACAGGCUAGGAUCUCAGAAAUCAUCAUUUACUCCUGCUGUCAGGAAGCAGUCUGAAAUUCAUCUGACAGAAGAGCCUUGGGAUACUUGGUCUCCCACAGUAGAUGGAGUUCCCAAAGUGGAUGGGCUGUCAGGGAAGCAAGCUUCGUCUUCUGUAUUAGAAAGAAAGAAAAUGCAGGAAACAUCCAGGAGCAGUGGAAAGAAGAGUCAAAUUCCUGUGCAGUUGGAUUUGGGUGGCAUGCUGGCAGUCUUGGAGCAGAAGCAGCAAACAGAGAAGUCAAAACAGUCUUCUAAACCUGUGGUGUUUUCAGUUGGUGGUGCCAUACCAUUGCUUUCUAAAGAACCUACUACAGCCACAAAAAGUCACCGAUCAAGCCAAGGAAAGAUGCCUCAUAACCCUUUGGAUUCCAGCGCUCCUUUGGUAAAGAAAGGGAAACAGAGAGAAGUCCCUAAAGCAAAGAGACCAACACCUCUUAAAAAGAUUAUUCUGAAAGAAAGAGAACAACGAAAACAGCAACACCUGUUAGUACAGACAGCAGUACCAAAAGAGGAAGAUAAUAGUAUUUGUAAGUCUGCAGAAAAUAUUAUUGAAGACAAAAUGCUUCCACCGGAUGGUCACGCAGCUGUUCCUGUAACACAAGUUGCCGAAGGGUUUCUUGAGAACACAGGGGUAGAGGAAUCAACAAAACCUUCUAUGACCUCAAAGCAGCCAACCUCCAAUCUUCCAAAAAUCCACAGCAGGAAUUUCAGAGAUUAUUGCAGCCAGGUACUUAGUAAAGAAGUUGACAGUUGUGUGACAGAUCUCUUAAAAGAACUGGUUCGUUUCCAAGAUCGCUUGUAUCAGAAAGAUCCAGUAAAGGCCAAGAUAAAACGCAGGCUUGUUAUGGGUCUUAGAGAAGUUUUGAAACACCUGAAGCUGAAAAAACUGAAGUGUGUCAUCAUCUCUCCUAACUGUGAAAAGAUUCAGUCAAAGGGUGGGUUGGAUGAGACUCUACACAAUAUUAUUGACUGUGCCUGUGAACAGAAUAUCCCAUUUGUUUUUGCCCUUAAUCGCAAGGCUCUGGGCCGAUGUCUGAACAAAGCAGUGCCUGUGAGUGUGGUGGGAAUUUUUAGCUAUGAUGGGGCUCAGGACCAUUUUCAUAGAAUGGUACAACUGACAACAGAGGCCAGGAAGGCCUACAAAGAUAUGAUAGCAGCUUUAGAGCAAGAAGCUGAAGGAGGACCAACAGAAACUCAACCCAGCGUCUUAACCACUGAAUAUGAAAAAAAUGGCUUAUUAGAAACUGGGAAAACAUCUUCCAGGGACUCCGAUGAGGAUGUACCAAAUUAUAUUAAAAUCUGGAGGAGAAAACUUGAAGAAGAGUAUAACCCAUAUGCACUGGAACUGGAAGAGAGUGCAGCGGCUUCCGAAUUCACUGUCACCGUGUCAGAACAUCAGUAAAUCCAGAUCCAGCUCUAUUGGGCUUUUAGUAAUAUUUUUUCAGACCCCUAAGAAGAGGGUAGUAAAAUACAAUAAUCUAAGGAAUACCUGAAGUCAGCUAAGGAAACUGUUCUGAGUCCCUCUAAGCAAAAUAGGCACUGGAGCAAAUGAGGCACUGGUUAAUGCUUUUAUGUUCUGUGUGUUUGGUUGAUCACUAUAGGAGCUGAUAACAGCAAAUUGUCUUACCCCCAAACAGCUUGGAGUGGAUUUAUAGACUAUCACUGUUUUGUUAGUGAUACAACAUAGGAAAAGAUCUUGCUAGAAGAGUAAUUUUAUUUGGGAAGAGAUAUCAUGAGCCAGAAGGUUAGGACUUGGGAUUUGCUUUUUGUAACUCUUUCUUAAAGAACUUCACCUGGGUUUUGUUGGUAGGUUUGCUUUGGUUGUUUGUUUUUUUUUUUCUUUCUUCUUCUGAAGAAACCUGCUCAGAUGGGCAGGCUGGCAUCAGUGUCACUGUCCUCCAGUCAGCAAGCAAUGUAUUCUGGGUAGACAGUUUGUUUGUUUGAAGCUAAUUAAGGAAGAACAUCAUGACAAAGUUCCCAAGUCAGCUCUUCUUUGUGGUAUAUUUGUUCUUCUGGGAUCAUACAGUAGGUAUAAGGGAGAGUAUAAAAUACAAAGGUCUGAAAUGCCUGCAGUGAAAAUAUUCUCUUUAGAAAUUUAUGAAGUUGAUUUUGCUACUGGGACUAGUUUGUCAUAGGUCCUGCUUUGAAGUUAUAGGCUGUUUUCUGAAGAACAGCAUAUGUGCCAGCCUGCCAUCCUAUCUGUAUCUUCUCCAUGCUGACAGACUCCUAAUUCCUCCAAUUUGGGGUUGUGUUGGUACAUACAUGAAAAAGUUUUUUAUCAAUAUCCGAUUGUAUCUAAGGUGGGGAAAAUGUCUAUCUUAAAAAACUAAAUGUGCUCAUAAUGGUGGUGGAGCACCUUAGUGGGGAUGUCCUAUAUAAAUACCAGUGUUUACAAGUUGCAGAUACAAGAGAACAAAGAAAGAAACAGGAGCCUAAAGAAAGUAAUGAAG
Messenger RNA from Neopsephotus bourkii (Bourke's parrot), 3672 nucleotides. RefSeq names its product SECIS binding protein 2 (gene SECISBP2). The transcript has 18 exons. The coding region runs from base 39 to 2624 and encodes 861 amino acids. Gene Ontology annotation, biological process: selenocysteine incorporation. The record is from RefSeq and is a predicted model, not a curated record. Gene Ontology annotation, cellular component: ribonucleoprotein complex. Gene Ontology annotation, molecular function: selenocysteine insertion sequence binding; ribonucleoprotein complex binding; mRNA 3'-UTR binding. NCBI's taxonomy places the organism in Eukaryota, Metazoa, Chordata, Aves, Psittaciformes, Psittacidae.